This is a messenger RNA of Physcomitrium patens, 2386 nucleotides long. RefSeq lists its product as uncharacterized. NCBI's taxonomy places the organism in Eukaryota, Viridiplantae, Streptophyta, Bryopsida, Funariales, Funariaceae. Gene Ontology annotation, cellular component: cytoskeleton. The record is from RefSeq and is a predicted model, not a curated record.
ACAGCAAAGCAAAUCACACGCAGCUAAUGGAGGAUAUGAAACUUCUGAAUCCUACGAAGUUCGACUACAAAAGCAAGAUGGAGGACCUUGCUGGCAAAACGGAGACACUGAAAAAACAGGUUGAUAUUAUACUCAAUGCCAUCAAAGUUUCUCGUGUGCAGUUAGAGAAGUGGACUGGCAAGGUUGGAGAGUGUGAGAAACAGUUGCUCAACGCAAAACAUUUAAUCAAAGUGAAGAAGGAAGAGCAUGUCAAUGCAGUUUGCGAUUUCCACAAGACACAAUUGCAUGAACAAGAGCAAGAAAAAAUGUCGCUCGUCUUAACCAAAGAUCUGGAGACUGCAAAAGCUGACGCCGAGAAUCACCUCAAUGAUCAGAUGUACUUGGACCUGCAGCUGAUGGGCAAGUUGUCGGACUUGAAAUACGCUCAAGAGCUGCACAGCAGAAGCUUGCGGCAGCGGGAUAGGGAUCACACCAGACUUCAACAAGUCCAUCAAGCGCUGGAAAGCCUUCAAGCAAGCAUUCCCAGCUAUAGCCAAGAGAAGAAGAACGCUCAAAAGGAGUUCAUUUCCGCGGAAGAAGAGAGCAUAAAACAGGAAGAGCUAGUGGUCGGCAUUCGCGGAGAAGUCGACUUCAUGAUGCGAAGCUUGAGAAAAUCAGAGCUUUUAGGAGACAAUAUUCUCAAACAAGUGCGCCAAUGUAACCAACGGGUGGAGGUGCUGGAAAAAGAAUUGAUAAAGUGUGCUGCAGAAGAUCACAGUAAUCAAAAGCGCUACAACCAUUUGAAAUUGACAUGUGAACGUUUUCAACGUGUUGUAUCGGAAAAGCAUAUGAUGUGGAAGAAAACUCUGAAGACAAUCGAAACACAGAAGAGUUAUCACAAGGGGUUUCUUAAACGGGAGGAGCAACUAAACAAGGAAUACCAAGCCAACAUUCUACUCUACAACGACAUUCGCAGUCAACGCAACAAAUAUCUGCGACUUGUCGAUGAAAGCAACGUUAAGUUGAUGGAGAUGGAGGAUAAGAUAAACCCCGCACAGAAACAGGCGGAAUAUCUUCACGAUGAUGUUACCCACAAGAUGAAGAUCUUCAACAGGCUUCACAAACACGUUCUUGACAGCCAGCAAGCUUGUGGCUGUGUGAAAAUAGAUAUCAACAAGUGCUUCAUAGUUCUGGCGCAAAAAAAGUUCAUUGCUCGUGAACUCAAGCUGGAAAGGAAGCGGUUGAAAGAAUCGCUUCAAAAAAAUGUCAUUGCUCAGAAAAAGAUGCAAGCUUUAUACGCCGUUCACAUUAAAGACCGAAAUAAAUAUGGCCUCAAUGUGAUAGAUCGGAACGACGAGCUGACUAUUUUGUACGAGAAAGCGAAUGUGCAGGCUGAUUUAAUGAAAUUUUCAGAGCUAGACCAUCUUAGACGGCUGGGCGAAAUUGCAUUACUUCGCCGUGAGUGCAAGAGCGUCGCAGCAGACAUUGCCACUGAGAAACGAAUUACUCCUGAUCCCACGGCUCUCUAUGAAGAAUUCAGGUCCCUUAAAAAGCAGGUCCAUAAAGCACAAGUCAAACUGGCGCAGCUCUCAGACUUGUGCGAGAAUCCCUUGGAAAAGACCAAGCGAUGGCGCCAGUUGAAAGGGCAUGAUCACAAACCUAUGGAUCUAGAACGCAAGGCCCGGAUAACGCAAGCGUUUAUAAAUCAGAAAGAAAACCAGGCCACCGAGAAAGACAUCAUUCUGGAAGAGUUGACAGAGUUGCUGGAGACCUCCACGAUACAGGGGGCUCUGAAAUUGGUGAAGGGCAUAGAACUGAGCAAAAAACUCAACGAUACUGUGCGGCAACGGAUCACUACAAGCCGCGCGGUGGUUGCAACCAUCUCUGAACUCGCUCUUGUUCAGGCUAAAGCGAUGGCGAUGAGUCGAGAGAAAGAAGACGCAUGGAACCAGCUCGAUGAAGCUCAAUUACGACUGGCUGCUGGAGAGCCCCCAACGGAAGCGGCAGCAAGGGAAUUAGCGUUCAAGAAAAGAGAAAGUGCGGUGGUUCGUAAGAUUGAAUCGCAACGGCAAGCUUUGCAGCAAGAGGAGCGGGACUAUCAAGAAGCGCUACAUCACCCAUCAAUUGGCAAGAGACCGAAGACGACACCCAAUGUCACCUCUCGAGCAGAGAAACGACCCAAUGUCUAUCUAGGGGGACCUCACGGCUUGCCUCAGCCUUUCCCUGUCCACUUACCCUUCAGACCUUCCACAGGAGGCAGCGUCCUGCGACAUUUUCGCAAGCCCAGCUCCGCCUCCACAGGCCUCCGCCGCUCACUUGUUGCUACUAAGUCAUGAGAUAUAUUUUCUGCCCGACAAAUAACAUGAUGCAUUAUGGUUGCUGUAUCUCAUUUAGGCUUCUAUCACAC